This is a messenger RNA of Bradysia coprophila, 3430 nucleotides long. Its product is annotated as potassium voltage-gated channel subfamily KQT member 1-like. Gene Ontology annotation, cellular component: voltage-gated potassium channel complex; membrane. Gene Ontology annotation, biological process: potassium ion transmembrane transport. The record is from RefSeq and is a predicted model, not a curated record. Lineage: Eukaryota; Metazoa; Arthropoda; Insecta; Diptera; Sciaridae. Gene Ontology annotation, molecular function: voltage-gated potassium channel activity.
GCACGUCUAGUGGUUAAUAAUUUUGUGUUUCGGUUCGAUGUUAUUAAGUCUUUUUUAUUAUUUUUUUGGUGUCUUUGUCUACCGUUUAGUGUAAAUGUACAACAAUAAAACCGACGAAAAGAAAACGAAUAUAUUCCAAGGAUAUAUGGCUAUGGAAAUAAUGUUCGUUCCAUAAAUCAGAAAUUCGUUGCAAAUGAAAAACAAAAAAAAAUAUGAAUAAUUGGAAGUGCUUAUAACUGUGUUGAGGGAAUAAAACAAAACAUACAGUGGCGAGUAAAGAAAAGAACGCGAAAUGAAAUGAUAUGUGAUCAAUGGUGAUAAAAUCCAUAAUAAAAAUUAAUCAAAAGUUUAAAUCCAAAUGGAAUUCGAAUAAAAAUAAAAUGGAAAAUGUGUACAACGAAACCGAUAUAAAGUGAAGACAUUUUUGUUGGCAAUUCAAUAGCAAACAACUGUGGCGUUUUGUGAUAAGAAUAAAUCAACUGCGCAAUGAAAUUAUCCUAUUCGGAACGUAUUAAAGUGUUACCGGGCAAAAAUGUAAUGAGACAUGACCGAACAUUGAUGAAAACACUUCCAACCAAAUGCUGUCCCUGGUUCUUGGUGCCACAACGAUAGCCAUGAACCGAGGGGAGCAGGAGUCUCUAUUCCGGCAGUCACACAAUAUUCGACUGCAACAAGACGCAAAAGCACAUAACGACAAAAUACGACAUUAUUCAUACGGAAACAUUCAUCAAGUAUCCAAUCUACAUUCACAAGCAGCAAACUCUCGAUCAUUCGGUGAGGAUCGUCCAUUCGGAGCAUCACACUGUGAUGAUUUGGUUCUAUCAGUGCUCAAGACACCGUUGAAAGAUACAUCGCCUUCCACACCCGUCAGUCCAUCCUGUGCAUACACAGCACUAAAUGGUUCCGAAGAUGAAUUGGUAGAUGAUGUGGAAUCAGCAAAGGAAACCACAGAAUUGGACUGUGAGCGAUCCUCACCAUCACACAGGCCAUUUCAGUUUUUACGAAGGCUUCGUGCUGGCAAAACGCCACGCUUCGAAGCACAUCAUCGACGAGUUCCAACGCCUAUACGCCGAAAGAGCAGAGCAAGAUCAAAGUCGCAAGCUGAUAUAUUAGAUGGAGUUACAACCGAUAUCGAUGAAAUGCGCGGUGACACAGAACAGAAAAAGGAUGAAGAAUUGACAAACGAACCAAUAGUGGUUGGAACAGGUGUACCGGAUCCCUAUUACCCCAUCGCUUUGCCUAUCGAUCAGGCUUUCAAAGCGAAAUAUGUUUUCCAUCAUCGCAGAGGGAAAACGUUCCAGGAACGAAUGUACGUUUUCUUAGAACAUCCUGGAGGAUGGUUGUGCUUCAUUUAUCAUUUCACUGUAUUCAUGCUGGUACUGGUCUGUUUAAUAUUCAGCGUCCUUUCAACAAUCGAUCAAUACAGUGAUUUCGCAAACGAAACAUUGUUCUGGAUGGAAAUAUGUCUGGUUGUAUUCUUCGGUGUGGAAUAUAUAAUUAGACUCUGGUCGGCUGGCUGUCGGUCAAAGUACAUGGGAUUUUGCGGUCGUUUGAGAUUCAUACGGAAACCAAUAUGUAUUAUAGAUUUAAUUGUCGUCGUAGCCUCUAUGGUGGUUUUGUCAGUCGGCAGCAAUGGACAAGUCUUUGCCACAAGCGCCAUUCGAGGUAUAAGAUUUUUACAAAUUUUACGAAUGCUUCAUGUUGAUCGCCAAGGUGGCACGUGGAGACUAUUAGGAUCAGUAGUUUUUAUUCAUCGACAAGAACUGAUUACCACUUUGUACAUUGGAUUUUUGGGUUUAAUAUUUAGUUCUUAUUUUGUAUACUUGGCUGAAAAAGACGUCGUCGGUCCCAAAGGCACUAAAGAUUUUGCUAGCUACGCCGAUGCGUUGUGGUGGGGUGUUAUUACCGUUACAACAAUCGGAUACGGUGAUACUGUUCCGCAAACUUGGAUGGGAAAAAUUGUUGCAUCCUGUUUCAGUGUAUUCGCCAUAUCAUUUUUUGCACUGCCAGCAGGUAUACUUGGGUCUGGAUUCGCCCUGAAAGUCCAACAGAAACAACGACAAAAACAUUUUAAUCGACAAAUUCCAGCAGCAGCAAUGUUAAUACAGUGUUUGUGGCGAUGUUACGCUGCUGAUAAGUGCUUCCACAGCGAGGCUACAUGGCAGAUCUAUGUAAAGAAUGAAAAUUAUAACCAAAAUUCUAGUUCGUUAGCGAGUUCUGUACUGCCAAGUAACCUAGGAAAGACACUAAUGGUGCAGGUCGCCAAGCGCGGUGCUUCAGUGCUAAAGCGACGAAAGUCCAGAAAUCGAAUGGAAACGUCACCAAGUUUAUUGGCGUCAAAUAAUGCAAGCACAUCCAACAAUGAUGGUCCUCCUCGGAGUGAAUCCGAUGGUGACGUUGUAUUUUAUACAGAAGAACCGAGAUCGGGAACACCAAACCGAGUACGUAGAGGAGAAUCAUCAUCCGGACGAACGCCAUUUAUUAGCCAAAACAGUUCUGUCACAGAAGCACCAAGCGAUGAAAUCGAACAGGAACAAGAAGUAGAUGAAGACGCCGAGCCAGCCAGAGUCACAACACUUACAGACGCACACCGAAAUGCCAUACGAGCCAUUCGAAAAAUUAAGUAUUUUGUUGCAAGACGAAAAUUUCAACAAGCACGAAAACCUUACGAUGUAAGAGACGUUAUAGAACAAUAUUCACAGGGACACUUAAAUAUGAUGGUUCGGAUAAAGGAACUGCAACGACGACUCGACCAAACACUUGGAAAGCCUGGUAGCUAUUUAACGGGUAUUGAUCGGGUAGGAAAUGCAAAGCCCAUGACUGUAGGCGCACGCUUAUAUCGAGUCGAACAACACUUAUCGACCUUAGAUAAGAAAAUAGACCAAGUGAUGCACUCGCUAAAUUCACUGGUUCAUCAACGAUCAAUGAUCAGUACAUCAUCGUCCAUACAACCAUUGACAUUACCAGCGGCACCAUCACAAAAUCCAUCCCCAACACCAAUGAGAUUUUUAGAAGACGAUGUUUAGUAAGAAAAUGUUUUCCGCAAAUUAUAUGUCGCUCAACGGGCGUCUGCGUUAGCGGUAAUUUUUUUUGUAGAAAUUGUAUAGCCGACCCGGUUGACCAUUUUGGUAUAAAAGAGUAAAAUAUGGAAAUGUUUACAGAAUUUAACGAUCAAUGGGGUAGAGGUGAAACUGCUUACUGUUCCUACAAAACAUCUUUCAAAUUUGAUGAAAGAUAUUUUACAGUCCAAUGUUCGUACAGGGUUCCAAUACUCUGUGUCAGAGUACUUAAAAUGGUUUGAUCUUUUUUGAUCUUAAAAUUCGCCGAACAUUUCAAAUUUGAAAAGUUUCUGGAAAUUUUAAUAAUCGAAUACACAAACCGAUUCACAUUAACCUGUCACAGACGGCAAGCAUAUUAAACUAUCUGAUCU